AUGGCGACUCUACAGGAUUCCCCAAUCAUAGCAGAGCUCUCCUCGCAAUGCUGGAGCAGGUUCUCAUGCACCCGGAGCAAGUUCACUCUCUCGGGGGCGCCUCUCCCAGAAGGCUUCGAGGCUCAUGACUUCCUCGAUCUGUUCGCACGAUUUCGCAUGUGGGCGGCCAAUUUGGGCGCACUGCAGCGAGAGAAGUCGUCUCUGGACCACCGCCUGCGGAACAGCGAGCUGCGUAUGGAGGUUUUGAGGCUUCUCACCGAGCUUCUCGCCGCGUUGACGGACCUGUACCCGCUCGUCGCCGGAGAAAAAGUGCAAGAAACAUGGUACUACGAAGACGACGAUAAUCCUGGGGAAGACUUCGAAAGCGACAGCUCGGGAUCUGAACCCGAGUCCGCAUCACAGAGCAGAACACGAAAGAGCGAACAGCCUCGCAUCCUAGUAACAGAGUCUGCCCAGCUUGUUCUGAUUAUCCAAGACACCGUCGCGAGUCUCCUGAAGCUAUCUAUCGUGAUCCACCGAUCCACGCGGCGGGCCAAAUUCGCACGAUCCUCAAAGGAAAAACAGUACGAUACGAGUUUCGACAUUGCACAUGUGGAAGCCGUGUUCCCGUACGCAGCCCAGAACAGACCCCUGAUUGAGCGGCUGGGCAGAGCGAACGCCCAGAGGCGACAGUGGCUUGCGUAUCGAAAGCGACAUCAUCAGCGCCUUGCCACUGCUGCUGCUGCCGAGCCCGGCGGCGGGAUAUUGAGGGAUCAACACGAACUAGCACAGACCGAGGUUGAUUCUAGCGUGCCUGGCUUCUCUAUCCCUAUCUCCUCUCACCGUCCCACACCAUCUGCACCAGGGGACUGGGAAGAGACCGAGGCAACGACUUUCUACCAGGAAUCGCAUGCCACCCGUGGUGAAGAUCGUGGCCGAGAUGAGGGAUCCGAAACAUCCUAUUCAGCGUCAUCCUCGUCGGAACUAGACAACGAGCACAUGUUGCUGCCCCGGCCACCAGCGGGUUCAGCGGACGGCAAUCCCUUCGAGUGCCCGUUCUGUUUCACAAUCAUCACUAUCGAGAGUCUCAGGUCAUGGGUGAAACACGUCCAUUCGGACCUCGCAUCGUACGUAUGCACAUUCCCUAACUGCCCCGAGCCGCUGUUCGAGUCUCGGCACCAGUGGUUCAACCACGAGAUGGAAGUCCACCGACGGCAAUGGCUCUGCCCCCUAUGCGACGAUACUUCCCUGCCGACGUUGCGGGAUUUUGAAGGGCACGCCAACGAAUUCCAUAGCAGCUGUGUCGGAAAAGAGGCACUGGUGGCGCUCGCAAACCAGCCACUGCAGCGGAUCUCGGCCGCUGCAUGUCCCCUGUGCAACUACCAGACAAAGUUGAACGUCAAACUACGAGCCCAGAGGGAAGUCCUCCUCCAGCCGAACAAGUUGAGAAACCAUAUCGCGCGACACAUGGAGCACCUCGCGCUGUUUGCUUUACCUAAGGACUAUCCUCGGCUAUACGAUGAGCCUCGGAUCGAAGAAGACGACGACGAGGUCGAGCCCCCCGAUGCAGGUGGCAUAGAAGGCAAGGGCGACGAAAAGGCUCAAAAACUGUUAGAAGCGGCGACGAUCGACUCGAUGGGGAAGGCCCUCGCGGCGCUUUCGCUGGAAGAGGAGGCCUCACCACCCCACAUCCUGGACUCUGCGCCGGCUCUAGCACUGGGCUGGCAACCUCCGCACGACUUUACCCCAGCGGCGGCGGACUUUGACAGUGAAGAUCCGGACCUUGUGCCCCGGCGUGAAGAGUCGAUGUUCGGGGGAGACCUUUUUACGCCCGGCUGGGUACGUGGCUACGGGGGCGCGAAGGAGGGCUACUGCGGCCGUUGCGAUGUCGGCCACUGGGUCAAUAUCCCGGACGGAACGUAUGAGAUCCAUUUAACGUACAUGCAUGGGCUAGCGUCCAAUGGCCUGCCAUUGCCGCGGCCGUCGACGGUGCGGAAGGUGGUUGGCAUGCCAGGCUCAUGGGAGGCCUUCUGCGACUCGUGCCAGGCAUGGAGGCUGUUACGCAAGUCGAGGCGGGGCUGGAACUGGUUUAGGCAUUGCUUAACGGAACAUGAUACCACAGCCACAGGGCAUACAAUUCAACGCGCCGAUACGCCAUUUCAGAGGGCUCGAAGGGGUAUACAGAAAGGCGACGCCAGCUACCUGCUGGAGACCCUUGAGCAGCAUCCAACGAUAGUCCGGCAAAUUUCCGACGGCGCCAACAAGACGCUUCUCCACUACGCCGCAGAGUCCGGACAUGUCGACGCCCUUAACAUGCUGUUAACAGCCAUCGACAGGUUGGCGUCCACACAGGAGGUCAUUGAUAUCCGCUCUGCACUGGGCGCAACCGCGUUGAUGCUGGCAGUCGGCCAGGGGAGCCAGGAUAUAGUGGAGAUUCUCGUGGAGCGGAAAGCCAACGUCAAUCUAGUUGACAAUGACUACAGAACCGCUCUUGACAUAGCCGCUCAUGCCGGGUAUGACGGCAUUGCGCACUACCUCAUCCAGCACGGAGCCGACAUGCGCAAAGCGAGAGACUUCCAGGAGAUAUAUUCCAAGUAUCAGGAACGGCAGCAGGCCGCCGCGUCCAGGAAACAGGACCUUCCAGACGACCAGACGCAAAAGGAGACCGCAGGAGCACGAUCCACUCCGUUUCCUUCCUCCGUGAAGAAAUCCCAGCCCCCGAACACAGCCACCUGGAACCACCUAAUGUCCGCAGUCUUCGCCAACGAUCUCGCGGGCGUAAAGCAAACCCUCCACAACGGCACCGACAUCGAAAGCCAAGCACACGACGGGCGCACUCCGCUCAUGCUCGCCGCCUCGCGGUCAAACCAAGCCAUCAUAACCCAUUUGCUCGAAAUGGGCGCCAACAUCGACGCCGUCGACAACAAAGGCUGGACCACGCUCAUGCACGCCGUGACGGACAACAACCAGCCAAUCGUGGAUCUCCUGCUCUCGCGCGGGGCAGACGCCAACCAUGUCUCGCCGGACCACUGGGCCGCCCUCGCUGAGGCGGCCCAGCACGGCCAGACGGAGAUCAUGGCGUCGCUUUUGCGCUGCGGCGCGGACCCGGAGUCGCGGUCAUCCCAUGAUUGGACGCCGCUUAUGCAUUGCUGCUAUAAGGGCGAUGAGAUGGGCGUGAGGCUCCUGCUGGGCUAUGGCGCUGAUGUCGUGGUUGGGUCGCAGCAUGAUGAGACGCCGCUGUUACUUGCGGCUGCGGCGGGGCAUGUGGAGAUUGUGCGGAUUCUGCUGGUUGAUGCGAGGGCGCCUGCGGAGGGGGAAUGGGCGCGGAAGAUUAUAGAGCGUGAAGGGGAGGACCGAGACCUGCGGGAUCCUGGUGCUGGUGCUGGUGCCGGUGCCGAGGUUGAGAGGGCGUAUCCACUCGGGUGGACGCCGUUGAUGGUGGCCUGUCAAGGCGGGCAUGCUGAGGUUGUGAAACUGCUCGUUAUGGCUGGGGCGAAUUUGGAGCUGCGCAGUCCGAUGGAGAAAACGGCACUGGAGAUUGCUAGGGAGCAUGGUUGGGUGGAUAUUGUUGGCAUUCUAGAGGGACAUGGUGGUGGUGCUGGUGUGGCUCGCGCUUAG
This is a messenger RNA of Aspergillus nidulans FGSC A4, 3597 nucleotides long. RefSeq lists its product as uncharacterized. Lineage: Eukaryota; Fungi; Ascomycota; Eurotiomycetes; Eurotiales; Aspergillaceae. The transcript has 4 exons. The record is from RefSeq and is a predicted model, not a curated record. The coding region runs from base 1 to 3597 and encodes 1198 amino acids.